This is a messenger RNA of Selaginella moellendorffii, 1645 nucleotides long. RefSeq lists its product as uncharacterized. Lineage: Eukaryota; Viridiplantae; Streptophyta; Lycopodiopsida; Selaginellales; Selaginellaceae. The record is from RefSeq and is a predicted model, not a curated record. The coding region runs from base 386 to 1585 and encodes 399 amino acids. The transcript is spliced from 2 exons.
CUCUGUUGGAUGGCCACUGCAAGAAGAGGAAUGAGAGAUGAAUACCACUUCAAAUUCUUCUUCCAGUGGCCUUCCAAAACGGAAGAGCUUUUGAUUUGGUUUUGCCGAUUGUUUCUUCUGGCAUGGAUCAUACGCCGGAGCAACAGCCACGGCGCUGGCGCAGUCUUUUCGAUAUGGUCGGGACUCAGUGCACAGUCGCUGUGCAUGACGCGCUCCAUCGUCUCGCGACUGGGUCUUCUCAUUCUUCCAUUUAAAUAGCGCCCGACCAUACUCAUUCAAUUCCAGAGCAAUUCGAUCGACACUGGCGCUAUCCCAAGAGAGUUCUAGCAAGCAAGCACCACCAAGAAAGAAAAGAAAGAUAGAACAAAGCUCCAUAGCCACAAGCAUGGAGAAAGAUCGAGGCAUUCUCAUCGCCAUACUGGUCGUUCUCCCUCUGCUGCUCCAGGCAGCCAAGAUUUCUCUCUCUCCACCAGAUGGAAACUCGUACGAAAAAACUAAAAGAGUUUCUCUCGACGAUGGUUCUAAAGUUUGGUUUCCUCUUUUCGUUGUUUCCAGGAUUGAUUUCGAGGUGACAGCCAGCGGUUUCCAAAUCUACUCGUGCGUGGAUGUCAACAAAACCGGCCAUCUCUCUUGGGCCCUCGACAGAGCCGAGGCCGAGCUCUUCGACGCCAAAUUCCACACCCUGAUUGGAUUCCACUACUUUCUUCCAAAACCCGAUGCUGGAGGAGGCCGAGCAACUUGGUCCUUGCUCAAAACCCCGGGCUCUUCCUCGUCCGAGCUCCCCUCGAGCACGGUCACAGGUAUAAAGCUAUCGAAACUUUCACUGCAUUGCUAUUCAUCUCAAACGCUAACAUUGUUCUUGCUCUUCGUGAUCGAUCGACCAGGCAAGACCAUAACCAACUUAUCCGGAGGCCGAGGCAACAUCGACGAUCUCUUGGUGCAAGCCACCUCUCACAGUGGACACACGCGACUUGGCAGAGCCUCCUACAUCCAGAGGAUCAAAACUCGCGGAGGAACCGCUCCAAGCGAUGAGAUUUGCAAAGUCGGCGGCAUGACGCAAGCAGUUCCAUACAAAUCCGACUACGUAUUCUGGACCCAGCAAGCCUCCGACGUCAUCGAGGGACACCACGGCUACAUCGACGCGAAGUAUUCCACUCGGCCACUGUUCUUGCUCUUUGGCGAGGGAUUCCAGCACUACAGGUUUGAUGGCUCGGCCUGGCAGCUCUUCAAUGCGUCCGCGCUGCUUUCUUCGAUUCCCGGCCAGGAGGUGAUUGGCGACCACUACUUUCUCGAGACCAAGGACGCUCGCGGUGGACAACCGACGUGGUCGAGCUUUGCCUCGCCGAGCACCGUGACGGCAAAGCCUGUGAAUACUUUGAGGCCCGCCACGAGCGAUAGUAUUUCUUGGGCGGAUCUCCACGCAACCGGGAACACCGGAGACAAAUACUUUUUCGGAGGGGUGACGUAUGUUCAAAGACGCUCCACGAGGGGUGGUUUGCCACCGCAAGUAUCGAGAGCUCCAAAAGUUGGCGAUGUGUUCCUGUCGCCUUACUCAGCGGUCUACUGGUUCUACGUGUCGAGCUAGUCAAAAACUCUUUUUUCUUGCUUUUGAAAGCACUGAAAGAAACUGUCCAUUGCAAGAGAC